GUAGAGAUUAUCAAUCAAACUCAGAAAUUAGAGUAUUGGGUUUUUGUUUCAGAUUCUCUUUACUAAACUAACAAGCAUGUUCUCUUCAACCAUGUCAAAUUCGACUUCUUUGUCUGAGGAAGCCAGUGUUUCUUCUGGUACUAGAUUUCAGGAAUUGAGUAGUUUGAAUCCCAUGUUCUCAGCGGUUUCUCCUCAGCAGCAACAGAAGAUCAAGAAGAAGAGAAAUCUUCCUGGUAACCCAGACCCAGAUGCUGAAGUUAUUGCCUUAUCCCCAAAGACUCUAAUGGCCACCAACAGAUUUGUAUGUGAGAUCUGCAAUAAGGGUUUCCAAAGGGAUCAAAACCUUCAGCUUCACAGAAGAGGUCAUAACCUUCCAUGGAAGCUGCGACAGAGAAACAGUAAAGAGAUAAUUAGAAAGAGAGUUUAUGUCUGCCCAGAAUCAUCAUGUGUUCAUCACCACCCUUCAAGGGCUCUUGGUGAUCUUACAGGAAUCAAAAAGCACUUCUGUAGAAAGCAUGGGGAGAAGAAAUGGAAGUGUGAGAAGUGCUCAAAGAGAUAUGCAGUUCAAUCAGAUUGGAAGGCUCAUUCGAAAACCUGUGGAACAAGAGAAUAUAGGUGUGACUGUGGAACAAUUUUCUCCAGGAAGGACAGUUUCAUUACUCACAGAGCCUUCUGUGAUGCCUUGGCUGAAGAGAGUGCAAGACUGUCUACCAAUCCUUUGACUGAAACAACAGACCCUAGGGUCAGGGACCACUCUACUCUUCAUCUCCACCCUCAAAACCCUACUACAACUACAAACCCUCCUCCUCUCUUCAUUCCCUUCUCAACCUCAACCCAACAAAGGCAUAGUCAUCAGCAGCAGCAGCAGCAGCAGCUGACCAAUCAUCCUCCUCCCACAAGCAUCUCCCUCACUUCAUGGGACCCACCUCAUCAAAUCAAGUAUGAAUACCAUCACCCCAAUCACCAUCAUCAUCAGAUCCCAAGCAUCUCAGUUUCUCCUUUCUUACAAGAAGAACCACUACAGGCACCAGCAGCAGCCCACAAACCGUUGAUGGUCACGUCACCCUUUCAGCAGCUGAGUGUGAGCCCCACCCAUACUACUAACAAUACUGCUCAUAUGUCAGCCACUGCACUCCUUCAAAAGGCUGCAAAUGUUGGUGCAGCGGCCAUUACAGGCGCUGCACAAGCUCAAUCAGUGGGUCACAUGGGGAUAGACCAAUUAUCGGUUGAUGAAGAUGAACGACUUCGGUUCAACAGUUGGUGGUCAUCACAUGGGUACAGCCGGAAUCUCGCCGGAAUAUGUGGGAUUUUCGUCAGGAAAUCUUGCAACGUGGCAGAAAACUGACCGUCUGACUAGAGACUUUCUUGGUCUGGCUGGAGAGUGCGGUAGUGGUGGUGGUGGAGAAGGUGGUGGCGCCGGCGAUG
This is a messenger RNA of Telopea speciosissima, 1425 nucleotides long. Its product is annotated as protein indeterminate-domain 12-like. The record is from RefSeq and is a predicted model, not a curated record. The transcript is spliced from 5 exons. Gene Ontology annotation, molecular function: DNA-binding transcription factor activity. Gene Ontology annotation, cellular component: nucleus. Lineage: Eukaryota; Viridiplantae; Streptophyta; Magnoliopsida; Proteales; Proteaceae. The coding region runs from base 77 to 1345 and encodes 422 amino acids.